AGAGUUUGGAUCUUGAAACUCUUAAACUUCAACCAUGAGUUCUCCUUGCUGGAAAAUUGAUCAGCGACCAAAAUUUUCUGCUACGCCUCUCAGCUUUCAUAAGUCCAUUUCGGAGAAAACUCACAGAGACAAUAAUCUUAGAGUUCCAAGGAGUUAUGUGAAGAAAUAUGAAAAGAAAUAUGGAGAAGAGCUAUCAAAUAUCGUACAUCUUAAGCUUCCAUGUGGUACAGAAUGGGAAAUAGAAGUCACAAGACAUAAUGGUGUCUUUUGGUUCGACAAGGGUUGGGAAACCUUAUGCAAGUUUUACUCCAUCGAGUAUCGCUACUCGCUAGUUUUUCAAUAUGAAGGGAAUUCUAGAUUCAAAGUUAACAUAUUUGAUAGAACAAACUCAGAGAUUGAGUAUCCUAUCAAAACCCCCAAGAAGGAAGAAAAUGAUGUAGAUGAUCAAUUUCCACCGGCUAGUCCUCUGCUGCCUCAAAAGAACAAUAUAGCAAGUUCAAAUAUUGGUGACAAAAAGGAUCUUCCUGCGGAAGUAGAUGAGGGAGACAAGUCUAGUAAUACUCAAAGAUCACAAAAACCAACAACUGAGGUUCUUGGGAGGAUGCACCCUUCGACUACAAGAGGAAGUGGAGCUGUACAGACAGUUAAAGAAUUCAAGUACACUGAGCAGCCUUCUUGUUUUUUGGUUCCUAUGUGCCCCUCUUAUAUCGAAAAACAUAUGCUUUGGCUGCCAAGUGACUUUGCCAUGCAUGUGAAACAUCUUAUUACGAAUUCUGGUAAUCUUACCCUUCGUGUUUCGGAAGGGAGCACAACGAGAACUUGGACUGUUGGAAUGAAAUAUGAAAAAGAAAGAGCCAAAUUCCAGUCUGGAUGGAGUGAAUUUGUGCAAGACAAUAAACUAAAUCAUGGUGAUGUGUGUGACCUCAUGUUAAUUGACAAAAAUGAACUUUUAUUUGAAGUUAAGAUUUUCCGAGCAAGAGAAGCUGUGGAUUGCACCUUCUCACCGGAUAUUGAUGAAGCUGAUGCACAUCACGAGCAUGAUGAUGACAAUGGUGAUAAUGAUGCUGCUCAUGACAAUCGUUCAUUCACAAUUAUCAUACGACAGUCUUAUACUACUCGUUUGCCAGUGCCUGCUAAGUUCCACAAACACGCUACUAAGAAGCCUGAUACGGCUAACCUGAGUCUUCCCAGUGGGAGGAGAACUUGGCCUAUUUCAUUGAAAUAUGAGGUUUCAACAGAAAGAGUCAGAUUCCAGUCCGGUUGGAGCAAGUUUGUACGAGACAAUCAUUUAAAGUUGGAAAUGCCUGUGAGUUUGUGUUGACUGAUGAAACUAGACUUUCAUUUGAAGUUCAUAUAGAAGCUGCUAAAUGCACCUUGCCAGGUAAGUCCCUUAACUUUUGAAUUGUUAGUGAUUGAAGCAGUGCCAAAGUGACUGACUACGCGGCAUCACUUCCAUCCACUGAGAUGGGCAUGCAGAUGAUGAUGAAGCUGAAGAUGAGGGUGAUGACAGUGAUAGUGAUUGUGA
Molecule: messenger RNA, 1525 nt
Organism: Rosa chinensis
Lineage: Eukaryota; Viridiplantae; Streptophyta; Magnoliopsida; Rosales; Rosaceae
Product: B3 domain-containing transcription factor VRN1
Exons: 6
Coding region: 35-1321 (428 amino acids)
Molecular function (GO): DNA binding
Source: RefSeq, a predicted model, not a curated record